AUGGCAGUCUUUCCACAAGAGAUCAUCAAUCUAAUCGUGCGUCAGUGUGAUGAUUACGGGACCCUCUGGAAUCUGUUGACCGUCUCGCGCGCUUGCCAGGAACCGGUAGAACAGCGACUAUGGCCUGACCAUGUUCGCAUCGUCGAUGAUGACGGCGUCAAGGUACUCAGACGAUACACCGGCCGCCGAUUCCGCUUCCUCCGACGUGUCACCCUCGAACAAGACUUUCCCAUGUUGGAGGACGAGGACCUGAGCUGCCGCGAGACAGCCGACGAGGUGCGGGAGAACGAUGAGCUUUUGACUCGACGGAUCGCCGCCGUCUUCACUGCCAUCAAGGCCCUGGAGAAAGGUCUCAACGAUGAAUCAGCAGCUCAGACCAUGAAUGUUGCCCUUACCAUCACGACUCCGCGUCAAUGGCUUCCUUACUUCCACUCCCUCGAGUCCAUCGACAUCCAAGAUAGCCUGCCAUUCCCAUUCGACUCGGGCCCGGUUCUCGACCACUAUGCGCGGCCUUUUGAGGGCCCGAGACGCGACUCCCGCCAUGGAUUUGCCAGAGCUGUCGAGGAGCGCGGUUCCUCAUCAUCCUCGUUGUCAUCAGGCAUCCAACUCUACCCGUCUCUCAAAACUCUCCCAUACUUGAUCGGUUACUGUGCCAGAGCAAGCCUAAGCUAUGUGGAGUCUGAUGGACACCGUGCAACGCUAUUGUUCUAUACCAUGAAGGAAUUCUGCGACGACUUUUGGUACCCGUCCAAUGAACGCCCCGGUACUAGGUCGAAGCCUAAAAUGAUCGAUGGGAACGACCUUGAGAACGUGCUCAGGGCUGCACUUGAGCAGGGAGAUUAUAAUUUCUUCAAUGAUGCCUGUAUGAUGCACGGAGAUGUACUUCCACCAACCUUCUUCACGUGGGCAAAGAAUUGGCUCAAGGACCCAAACACGGAUUCGGAUUUCGACGAUUUCUUGAAAGAAGGGUGCGUUUUAAACCAGCGAGUUUACACGUGGAAGAAAGAGACAAGCUAA
Sordaria macrospora k-hell is the source of this 1017-nucleotide messenger RNA. RefSeq lists its product as uncharacterized. The record is from RefSeq and is a predicted model, not a curated record. Lineage: Eukaryota; Fungi; Ascomycota; Sordariomycetes; Sordariales; Sordariaceae.